AUGUCUCUACUGAAACCACGAAGAGAGAUCUCCGAGAACAUCUCAGAGGCGUUUUACCAGACGACAUCCGCACUUGACACAAUCUGGACGCAAGCUGCGAGCGUUCAACCUCGAGCCGAAUACGUCUGGCUCCCGCGUGAAGGCCUUUGCGUGUUUGAUUCUCCAACCGAUGCCCGAGCUCUAGUGUGCCUCGCACAAACCGACGUCUCAGACCUGGGGGUAAUAUUAUGUGUUGCAACGUUGGCUGCAGUCACAGUCCCAGUCCUUCGGGAACUCCAUGCUGUCCUCAAAGAUAGAUCGGAGGAGCUCCAAUCCAACAACAAUGACGAUGUCAGGAUUUCUGCGUACAACCACCGAGAGGUCAAGCUUGUCAUGCUGCGAAUAUAUGGAUGGAGACCACAAGCUGUCGCGCAUGUCAAAAAGAAACUAGGCGAAAUGUUAACUGGCACGGUUGUGCUCGACGACUCUGGCUCGGCUUUGUGGCAUGGCUUAUUUGCCACAAACGAAGGCUUGUCGUCUCUCAAGGCUGUUUCUCAAAGCAAUAAAGUCUUUGUUUAUAAGGAUCUGCGCAAACAGCAACUUCAGCUGUACGGCUUGGGCAGUUUAUUCGAGGACACCCGCCGCGCUAUCAUCCAGCUCCUCAGUUCCCUCUCAUCCAUGUAUCUCAUUUCUCUUGGAGGGGAGCUCUUCGGGAGCGCAGUGUCCGGAGGCUUUUGUCGGUUGGUCAGGCAAUUCGGCAGGAAGAGUGCAACAUUGGACAUCCUGCAGAAACCGCCGGCUAUAGUGUUUCGGGCCAACUCCCUCAUCCUCGAAAGCCCUUUGGAAGUGGAGUGCCAACAAGUCAACACGAGCGAGGAAUGUCCAUGUUGCUUUUCGACUGCCGACAAUCCCAUCAGGCUCGAAUGUGGCCAUACCUACUGCCGUUGUUGCUUUGAAGGUCUAUGUGAAGAAGUCAAGCACAACAAGGUCCCGAUCUUGUGUUUCGAGGAUUGCAGCAAAUGUGGUCAAAUCGACUCUCUAACGGAGCUCAAGGGAGUUCUCAAACACGACAAAUUCGAAGCGAUCUUGGAGGCAUCCUUCGACUCCUAUAUACGAUCCCAUCCAGAAAUGAUGCAAUACUGUCCGACGCCAGAUUGUCCGACCAUCUAUAAAGUCUCUGAAGCAGCUGACAUGUUUACCUGUGUCAAUUGCUUGACUUCCAUCUGCUCCCACUGUUGA
Fonsecaea erecta is the source of this 1218-nucleotide messenger RNA. RefSeq lists its product as hypothetical. Bases 1 to 1218 code for a protein of 405 amino acids. Gene Ontology annotation, cellular component: ubiquitin ligase complex. The transcript has 2 exons. The record is from RefSeq and is a predicted model, not a curated record. Lineage: Eukaryota; Fungi; Ascomycota; Eurotiomycetes; Chaetothyriales; Herpotrichiellaceae. Gene Ontology annotation, biological process: protein linear polyubiquitination; proteasome-mediated ubiquitin-dependent protein catabolic process. Gene Ontology annotation, molecular function: zinc ion binding; ubiquitin-protein transferase activity; ubiquitin binding.